AUGCGCGUGAAGAAGGUCGAUGUGGAGGACGUCGCCUUGAUCAGUUGUCGCGCGGACAGGCUUCUCCUACAGGAAGAUGGAGGAUGUCGCAUGUGGCAAGCGUGUGCGGUAGAGACGCAGUUCGAGGAGGCCGUGUGCGGAGGCAUGCGUGAUCUAGAUGAGGGCGGCGGAACAAUGUCUAUGUGGGUCUGGGAUCUGUACGGGAGGGGCGAGCUCCUCGACGCGGCAGACCCGCGGCUGGACGACGGCGGGGGCGGGUUCCAGCCGCUGGAGAUGGAGCGGGUGCUAGGCGUGGGGCUUUGGUGCGUGCAUCCGGACUACGCGUCCCGGGCAUCCAUCCGGCAGGCCAUGAGCGUGCUCCAGUUCGAGGCGCCAUUGCCGGAGCUCCCGCUGGAGAUGCCGGUUGCCACGUAUGGGCCGCCUGUUGCUAGGGGUUACUACUGGUCGACCACCACCACGUCGUCGUCCGCAGGUGCCAAGACCGGAGGCCACUCGUCAACUAGUGAGUAG
Miscanthus lutarioriparius is the source of this 510-nucleotide messenger RNA. The record is from the annotation of a GenBank genome assembly. NCBI's taxonomy places the organism in Eukaryota, Viridiplantae, Streptophyta, Magnoliopsida, Poales, Poaceae.